CAGCCUGGCGGGUUCCUGGGAGCGGGCAGGCGGCGGCGGCGGCGGCGGCGAGGAGACCGGCACCAGCACUCGCCCAUGGUGCCGCUGGGGAGGCGCGUUGGGAAUUCUUUUAAGUUGUUACCUAGAUCUCAGGGCAAAGGCUGCCAGAGGUGAAAGAGGUGGAUUGGUUCCUGGUCAUGCCCGGUGGAAGGAGGGGACCCAGCCGGCAGCAGCUAAGCCGUUCAGCUUUGCCUUCUCUCCAGACAUUGGUUGGCGGGAACUGUGGCAACGGCACUGGUCUGAGAAACAGGAAUGGUAGUGCUAUCAGCCUCUCUGCUCCUCCUAUCACAGCCUUGAUUACUCCUGAGCCUGUGCGACACUGCAGAAUCCCAGAGCUGCCUGUGGACGGGAACCUUCUGUUUGAAUUCCUUUUCUUCAUCUAUCUGCUGGUGGCCCUUUUUAUUCAGUAUAUUAAUAUCUACAAAACUGUCUGGUGGUAUCCAUACAACCACCCUGCCUCCUGCACAUCAUUGAACUUUCACCUCAUUGAUUACCAUCUGGCAGCAUUUAUCAUAGUGAUGCUAGCACGGAGGCUGGUAUGGGCCCUCAUCUCUGAGGCCUCUCAGGUGGGCACUACAUCAGUGAUUCACUCUAUGGCACUGAUUCUGGCCCGCCUGGUGCUGCUCACCCUGUGUGGAUGGGUGCUCUGCUGGACUCUGGUCAACCUCUUCCGUGGCCAUUCUGUCCUCAAUCUCCUCUUUCUUGGCUACCCGUUUGGUGUCUAUGUGCCCCUGUGCUGCUUCCAUCAAGAUAGCAGAACGCAGCCACUUCCCACAGACUGUGGCUACUUGGUCCAAGACCAGCUGGUAGAUGCUGGUGCCUCAGGAGUGGGCAGCCUUGUCAAGCCGAAGGACUUCGUCUCCCUCCUGAGAGAGUGUUUGAAAGAACAGUUCAACAACUCUGUGCCCAUCCCCACACACAGCUGCCCCCUGUCCCCGGACCUCAUUCGUAACGAGGUGGAGUGCCUGAAAGCAGACUUCAACCGCCGAAUCAAGGAAGUUCUAUUCAAUUCCCUCUUCAGUGCCUACUACGUGGCGUUCCUGCCACUGUGCUUUGUGAAGAGCACCCAGUACUAUGACAUGCGCUGGUCCUGUGAACACCUCAUCAUGGUGUGGAUCAAUGCUUUUGUCAUGCUCACCACACAGCUGCUUCCUCCCAAGUAUUGUGACUCACUACACAGAUCAGCUGCCCACUUGGGCAAAUGGCAGAAGCUGGAACAUGGUUCAUACAGUAAUGCCCCCCAGCACAUCUGGUCUGAGAAUACCAUAUGGCCACCUGGGGUGCUGGUGCGGCACAACCGGUGCCUGUACAGAGCAGUCGGGACUUACAAUGUAGCGGUGCCUUCAGACGUCUCCCAUGCCCGCUUUUAUUUCCUUUUUCACCGUCCAUUACGGCUCCUCAACUUGCUGAUUCUCAUCGAAGGCAGUGUUGUUUGCUAUCAGCUGUACUCCCUGCUUCGUUCAGAAAAGUGGAACCACACACUCUCCAUGGCCCUGAUCCUCUUCUGCAACUACUAUGUCUUAUUUAAACUCCUACGGGACCGGAUAGUAUUGGGAAAGGCAUACUCUUAUCCUCUUAACAGCUAUGGGUUAAAAGCCCAUUAAUCAAUCGAUCUGAGGAAGGGAAGGAUAUUUUCAUACAGUUCUAUUUUUUUUCCUUGCAACUGUUUAUAAAUAUUUAAAAAAUAUUUUAUAUUUUGUAUACUACUGUUUUUUGUGGGUAGGGAAGGGCCAAGUGAUUAAAUGUCGCUUUAUAAACAAGGUGUUAUUUUAUAUAAAGAAAUCGUUGUGUAUAUACUGUAUAUCAACAUAUAUCCAUGUGAAGUGA
Elgaria multicarinata webbii is the source of this 1866-nucleotide messenger RNA. RefSeq names its product transmembrane protein 39A (gene TMEM39A). Gene Ontology annotation, biological process: negative regulation of autophagosome assembly; negative regulation of autophagosome maturation. Lineage: Eukaryota; Metazoa; Chordata; Lepidosauria; Squamata; Anguidae. The transcript is spliced from 9 exons. Bases 177 to 1643 code for a protein of 488 amino acids. The record is from RefSeq and is a predicted model, not a curated record. Gene Ontology annotation, cellular component: endoplasmic reticulum membrane.